GUCCACUAGCAGUGCCACACAGGCCAGUUCUGCGCAUGUCCGGAAGUGACGUCUGACUCGUUUGAAAAGCUCUUACGGCGCGGAGAUAGGGUCGGUUUUGGAGAGCUUGUGCUGCCCCCGCUGCGAGUGACCCGUAACUGACCGUCAGCAGCCGCACGCCCGGGUACCACAGGCGGCUGACCCGCAUUUCUGGUUGUGUUAUAGUCUCACACACAAAGCGUUGCACUUAUGAAAGGUUUAGCGACCAUGGAGAGAUCAAAGUUACCGGUUAGAUCUCAGGCAGCAAAUGCAACAGACCCUGUGGUAUCUUGUGCCAAGAAGCCUUGUCCUCAGAAGACUGUUCUUCCACUAUUUAGCAGGGAUCCUAACAUCGCAUUCUCAUCUAGUGCUCAUGAUCUUGUUGUGUUUAAGGCUGCAGGUAAUGGAAAGAAAGCUCUCCUGCCUAAGAAAACCAUUCCUCCAGUGCGUGGCCCAGGUAACCAGUAUAUAAUAGAAAGUGAGCUGAGGGACCGGAAUCGGUUAUUGGAGGCAGCAAAUAAUAGUCUGCACGGCGAUUUGGUCAGCACACAGAAUAUGGUAAAAGAGUUGAUUCAACAACGGGAUGCAGCGAAAAAAGAGCUACAAGAACUAAAUCGGCGCAUGGAUAGAAGUCUUGUUAUUUUAGAGAGUAGAAACAUUGACCCAGUGUCAGGUGACCGUAUUAUUGCUGCUGCAGAAGAGACCAGCAAAGUGAGGGAAGAGACCAAGGCCUUCACAGAGAAUCUAUUAAAUGAACUGAAACGCUGUAGCAAUGUAACUGUGGAACACAGAGAUCUUGUGCAGUGUGUCAGGGAGAAGUGGAAGGAGGCCCAGGAAAGCAGACACCUGUUCCUGGAGGAGCAGCAGGCUUUUCAGAGUGACCUGCAGCAGUUUCGAUCAUCUCUUCAAGAAACCCAGAAAUGGCUGGAUUUGUGAAUAGAACUGAUGUUUGGCAACCCAUGUUUUGUAUAUCUUCAUGUAUAUUCUCCUCUUCAUGGGCUGGUUAUCUGUAAAACAAUGCCUAUUUUAGUAUUUGGAUAAUUACGGUUGUCUAGGGCAAGCCUGGCCAACUUGUGGCUCUUCAGCUGUUGUGAAACUAUAAGUCCCAGCAUGCCCUGCCAGUCUGGUUAGGGAAUGCUAAAACUGUGGCAGGGCAUGCUGGGAUGUGUAGUUUCACAACAGUUGGAGCGCCACAGGUUGACCAGGUCUGGUCUAGGGUUCCAGCCUUCUCCGGUUUACACUUGCCAACAUGAGAUGGUUUAAGUCUUGUUCUGAAGAUGAAGAUUUGUAUAGCAUUGUCACAAGGGGGCAGAUGUAUUAACCUGGAGAAGCCAUAAGGCAGUGAUAAACCAGUGAUA
Molecule: messenger RNA, 1376 nt
Organism: Pseudophryne corroboree (corroboree frog)
Lineage: Eukaryota; Metazoa; Chordata; Amphibia; Anura; Myobatrachidae
Gene: KNSTRN
Product: kinetochore localized astrin (SPAG5) binding protein
Exons: 9
Coding region: 229-954 (241 amino acids)
Biological process (GO): regulation of attachment of spindle microtubules to kinetochore; spindle organization; mitotic sister chromatid segregation
Cellular component (GO): microtubule plus-end; mitotic spindle; centriolar satellite
Source: RefSeq, a predicted model, not a curated record